CCAAUAGAUAUUAUACGACAUAAUUUUUUUUAUCAGAUUUCUACGGAAUUUCAUAACAAAACACAAUUUAAAAUUAUGGACAAUCCGUGAUUGAUCACGAAAUAAAAAAAGUAAUAAUUUAUCUGAGUGCUUUAUAGGAUAUAUCAUAUCACAGAAAAGAACAAAGCAAAACGAGUCAAGGAGUCGUUAACUAGUUAGAGGGAGAAGGAGAAGGUUGAAAAUGGCGGAGACUGACAUAGAUAUUGAGCGCUUAGAGAGUCAAGGAUCAGGAUUGCGGUUGAAAGAGCCGCUUCUCAGGAGUAGAACCAACAACACUUCUCAGAUUGCCAUUGUUGGUUCCAAUGUUUGCUCAAUCGAGAGCCUCGAUUAUGAAAUUGUUGAGAAUGAACUCUUUAAGCAGGAUUGGAGAUCCAGAAAGAAAAUUGAGAUAUUUCAAUAUGUUGUCCUUAAAUGGACCCUAGCUCUUCUAAUUGGGUUGUGUACUGGACUGGUUGGCUGCUUUAAUAACCUUGCUGUGGAGAACAUAGCUGGCUUCAAACUUCUUCUCACCAACAAUCUCAUGCUCAAGGAUAGGUAUUUUCAGGCAUUUGCAGCAUAUGUUAGUUGUAACAUGAUCUUAGCUUUUGCUGCUGCUGUCCUCUGUGCCUACAUCGCCCCUGCAGCAGCAGGCUCUGGCAUACCUGAGGUGAAAGCUUACCUCAAUGGUAUAGAUGCGCAUUCUAUAUUGGCCCCAAGUACGCUCUUUGUAAAGAUUUUUGGUUCAAUUUUUGGAGUAGCUGCUGGAUUUGUGGUUGGUAAGGAAGGACCUAUGGUGCACACUGGCUCUUGCAUAGCUUCAUUGCUUGGGCAGGGUGGUUCUCGCAAGUAUCGUUUGACCUGGAAAUGGCUUAGAUUCUUCAAAAAUGAUCGUGACCGGAGGGAUCUGAUCACUUGUGGUGCUGCUGCUGGUGUUGCAGCUGCAUUUCGUGCCCCAGUGGGUGGGGUCCUUUUUGCCCUUGAAGAGGCAGCUUCAUGGUGGAGAAGUGCUCUUCUUUGGAGGACAUUUUUCACAACAGCCAUAGUAGCAGUGGUGUUGAGAAGUUUUAUUGAAGUUUGCAAGGGUGGUAAAUGUGGACUAUUUGGGGAAGGAGGUCUGAUUAUGUUUGAUGUUAAUUCAACUAAAACAACUUACAGCACCCCUGAUCUACUGGCUGUUAUAUUCCUAGGAAUUAUUGGUGGCAUCUUUGGAAGCCUUUACAAUUUUUUUGUGAACAAAGUCCUUCGCGCUUAUAGCAUCAUCAAUGAGAAAGGUCCUUUAUUCAAACUUCUUCUUGUACUGGUCAUUUCCUUUUUGACAUCUUGUUCAUCUUAUGGCCUUCCGUGGUUUUCACCAUGCACUCCAUGUCCCCCUCACCUAAUGGAUCAAUGCCCCACAGUGGGUCGCUCUGGGAACUAUAAGAAUUUCAAUUGUCCACCUAACCAAUACAAUGACCUUGCCUCCCUUUUUUUCAAUACCAAUGAUGAUGCCAUUCGGAACCUAUUUAGCUCUGGCACUGAAAGAGAAUUUCACCUCUCCACGCUUUUAGUUUUCUUUGUUGCUAUUUAUUUUCUCGGCAUAAUUACUUAUGGCAUUGCUGUUCCCUCUGGGCUUUUCAUACCAGUCAUACUGGCUGGGGCCUCUUAUGGUCGUCUCGUUGGUACUGUCCUCGGUUCUCUCUCUAAUCUCGAUGCCGGUCUCUUUGCCCUUCUUGGAGCUGCAUCCUUCCUUGGUGGGACCAUGAGGAUGACUGUUUCUCUAUGUGUUAUACUUCUUGAACUCACAAACAAUCUUUUGAUGCUCCCACUAAUGAUGCUCGUCCUCCUCAUUUCAAAAACUGUGGCUGAUUGUUUCAACAAGGGUGUGUAUGAUCAAAUCUUGGUAUUGAAGGGGUUACCUUAUAUGGAAGCUCACGCAGAGCCAUACAUGAGAAAUUUGGUUGCUAGAGAUGUUGUCUCCGGUCCACUAGUUACAUUUUCCGGCGUUGAGAAAGUGGGGACUAUAUUCCAGACACUGAAGAUUACAAAACAUAAUGGAUUCCCGGUGAUUGAUGAGCCACCCUUCUCUGAAGAUCCAGAGUUGUGUGGUCUUGUUCUGAGGUCUCAUUUGCUUGUGCUGCUUCAAGGAAAGAAGUUCUCAAAAUCAAGGGUGACAACAGAAUCAGGAAUUAUGAGGAGUUUUAAGGCCCAUGAUUUCGCUAAGGCUGGAUCAGGCAAGGGGAUCAAACUGGUGGACUUGGAUAUCACGGAAGUGGAAAUGGAGAUGUAUGUUGAUCUCCAUCCCGUCACUAAUACUUCUCCAUACACGGUAGUGGAGACAAUGUCUCUAGCCAAGGCUGCUGUUCUCUUUCGACAGCUCGGCCUCAGGCACUUGUUGGUAGUGCCAAAGACAACAGGGAGACCUCCAACUGUUGGAAUCUUGACAAGACAUGACUUCAUGCCCGAACAUAUUUUGGGACUUUAUCCACACUUCGACUCUCACUCUCAUACGUAGAGGAAACUAUUUGUGUCACCAAUGGUAGUGCCUCUAUUGAGUUAUUGUUUUAUGUCCAUAUUUAGUUAUUUUCUAUUCAUGAGUUAGGAUGACUGUUCUUCAAGCCAAUGGCUUGUUGUUAUUGUUAUUUAUCUAACAAUUGGCUGACUACAUUUAUUCGCAAAUAUUGGUUUCGUUAGGAAUUUAUUAGUCACGGCAACAAAUAUUUGUCAAAGUUUAAGAGUUGUCCAUUGUUCGUUUUUAUUUUAUAUAUAUAUAUAUAAAUGCUAAACACACUUAUUAUUAUA
This is a messenger RNA of Humulus lupulus (European hop), 2796 nucleotides long. RefSeq names its product chloride channel protein CLC-c-like. Bases 221 to 2509 code for a protein of 762 amino acids. Gene Ontology annotation, cellular component: plant-type vacuole membrane; intracellular membrane-bounded organelle. Gene Ontology annotation, molecular function: voltage-gated chloride channel activity. Lineage: Eukaryota; Viridiplantae; Streptophyta; Magnoliopsida; Rosales; Cannabaceae. The transcript has 7 exons. The record is from RefSeq and is a predicted model, not a curated record. Gene Ontology annotation, biological process: transmembrane transport; chloride transport.